Molecule: messenger RNA, 2055 nt
Organism: Colletes gigas
Lineage: Eukaryota; Metazoa; Arthropoda; Insecta; Hymenoptera; Colletidae
Product: tubulin gamma-2 chain
Exons: 9
Coding region: 256-1683 (475 amino acids)
Biological process (GO): mitotic cell cycle; mitotic sister chromatid segregation; mitotic spindle organization
Cellular component (GO): gamma-tubulin complex; microtubule; spindle
Molecular function (GO): GTP binding; structural constituent of cytoskeleton
Source: RefSeq, a predicted model, not a curated record
UUAAGAAGUGUCAAAUAAGACUAAACAUCAAGAAUGAAAUAAUGAAAAAAUUCCUAUAUGUGUACAAAACAUCAAAGAAUAUUUAGUACACAUUGUAAAUACUGUUAUUGAUUACAUUUGUUGCUGAAACGUAUUAAUAACUAAUACACCAGUAAUAUAUGAAAUGUCAGUUGAACCGAUGGUCUACCCCCAUUAAAUUAAAGUCGAAUAAAUGUGAUCGAAUCUUUCAGUGAGAAGUAAAUAACAAAAAUUAGAAUGCCUUGUGAAAUGAUAACUUUGCAACUGGGCCAAUGUGGGAACCAAAUUGGAUUUGAAUUUUGGAAGAAAUUAUGCGCCGAACACGGUAUUAGCGCAGAAGGUAUUUUAGAAGAUUACGCGACAGAAGGAACUGACAGGAAAGAUGUAUUUUUUUAUCAGUCGGACAAUGAACAUUAUAUACCAAGAGCAGUAUUAUUAGAUCUGGAACCUAGAGUAAUUCACACAAUUAUGAAUUCUCCAUAUUCCAAGUUAUACAAUCCAGAGAAUAUUUAUAUAUCGAAACACGGAGGCGGUGCCGGCAAUAAUUGGGCAUCCGGUUAUCAUCAAGGAGAGAAACUUCAAGAAGAAAUUUUUGAUAUUUUGGAUAGAGAAGCAGAUGGAAGCGACAGUUUAGAGGUAGUGAUUCAUAUGUAUUUGAAGAAAAGCUAUUUUAUAGGUUUAUCAUAUUAUUUACAUUUGCAGGGAUUUGUUUUAUGUCAUUCUAUAGCAGGUGGUACUGGUUCAGGUAUGGGUUCUUUUAUGCUUGAAUCUCUUGCGGAUAGAUACCCAAAAAAGCUAAUCGAAACAUACAGUGUUUUUCCAAAUCAAGAUGAAAUAAGUGAUGUAGUGGUACAACCAUAUAAUUCAUUGUUAACGCUAAAAAGAUUGACACAAUGCGCUGAUUGUGUUGUUGUGUUAGACAAUACUGCGCUUAACAGAAUAGCGUCAGAUAGACUUCAUAUUCAAAAUCCCAGUUUUACGCAAAUCAAUCAACUUGUUUCUACGAUAAUGUCUGUUAGCACUACUACUCUUCGGUACCCUUCUUACAUGAAUAAUGACUUGGUUGGUUUAAUUGCUCCAUUAAUUCCAACGCCGCGUUUACAUUUUCUGAUGACUGGUUACACUCCGCUCACUACAGAUCAAGAAGGCGCUUCUAUAAGGAAAACUUCUGUAUUGGAUGUAAUGAGACGUUUAUUACAACCAAAAAAUAUGAUGGUUUCUACAGCAUUGGACAGAAAUGCAUCUCAUUGUUAUAUAUCUAUACUAAAUAUUAUUCAGGGCGAAGUAGACCCAACACAAGUUCAUAAGUCGCUACAAAGAAUCAGGGAACGAAAACUUGCACAAUUUAUACCUUGGGGACCAGCUAGCAUACAGGUGGCUCUUUCUAGAAAAUCCCCAUACAUACAAAGUACACAUAGAGUGUCUGGCUUAAUGUUAGCCAAUCAUACUAACAUAUCAUCGUUAUUCGAUCGUGCCUUACAACAAUAUGAUAAACUACGAAAACGAGAAGCAUUUCUGGAACAGUUUCGUAAAGAGAAAAUGUUCGAAGACAAUUUGGACGAGUUGGAUAACUCUAGAGAAGUCGUUGAAUAUUUAGUCAAAGAAUAUCAAGCAGCUACGCGAGUUGAUUACUUGUCCUGGAAUCCUAACAAAGCAGACACAUAAAAUUUUCACCAACGUUUUGUAAUUUUUUGCCAUUAUUUGAGGCUUAAUCAGUCUUUGGACUGUAAACAUAUUUCUGAUUUCCGUGCAUACAAUGGAGGUAGCGUUGCAAUAGUGAUGAAUCCUGUAUGACCAGGCAGAGAACGAGCGUGCGUUACAGUAAGAAGUUUUGUUUGAUUUUGCUUUUCAUUUUCAUUUUGUUGUGCCAUAUCCUUGUUUGUAUGCUAAAAUGUAGUUAAAAUGUUCAUAUUAUUAUUUCAAGACAUUAAUAUUAUCUUGAACAGAAAAAAUAAACCAAGUAUAUGCCAUCUAUGCUAUUAGGAUAUUUACUAUAUUUUUCCUGCAGCAGUUAAAUGAAAAAUAAUAUUCUACGUA